AUGGACUACACAACCCUUACUUUAAGUUUUCUGACAGUUAGAACACAAUCACAGCCCUUGCUGCAACACACUCUCACUGAUCUAACAGGCCUCUCCAAGGCUAAUAUAACCCACAAGCAUCAAUACCCUGCUGCUGUAUUCUUUCUUACUGAUAGGCUCUUUCAGUGCGUUCUUUUUAUAGAUGCCAGAAUUGAUGACAGCAGUGUAGCAUGGGGCUUGAUAAUUUGUGGCAAAGCUGCACACAGGGACUUUACAUUCAGUGAGUAUUCACUCAGUAAGUUGGUAGCAUCAGGAGCCAUGUCUUCAUCUCUACCAGUUCUUCCAACUCCUCUAGAAGAGAAGUAUCCCAAAUUGCCAGAUUCACAAGAAGUUUCCUUGGGAAGGGAAAUAAUGACAAAUCCUGUGGUUCCUCAAGUGCCUCCAUUGGUCUCUAACAGUGAAGUGGUUGGUCACAUAUUUUCAUCAGCUUCAGGAUUCUCCACAGAUCUCCAAUUCUCUUCAGUUGCUCAUGAAGGGCAUUCUAAAAAUGCUCCAUUUAUUUCUCAGUCAUUAAGUAAUGGAGUAGCUUUGCCAUUGACGCAUUCUUCCCAUUCAGGUCUAUAUCAAUCUGGGGCAUUGAAUCAUUACCCCAAAGAAAACAGCAAUAUAUCCUGGACUGCAGAUCAACUGCAGGGUUUUCUUGAUUUUCCUGAAAAUGUUCCUACCCAGAGCAGUCAAACGGAAAGUGGCAAUGGUGGUGUCAUGCCAUCUGAGGAUCGUACAAAACGAAAUGAUUGGCAGGAAUGGGCAGACCAGUUAAUCACAGAUGAUGAUCCUUUGGCUUCUAAUUGGAAUGAACUUCUUCUUGACACCAAUGUUGCAGAUACUGAAAAAAAGGCAGCAUACCAGGUUCCCAAACCACCUCCAAAUUUCACAGUGCACCAACCCCAAAUUCACCAGCAGCUUCCUGAUCCUUCUGGUCAACUAUGCUCUGUUGCCAGCCCCUCUUCUUCGRUCAAUGGUGCUCCAACUAAGACACGUAUGCGUUGGACACCAGAGCUUCAUGAGCGCUUUGUAGAAGCUGUCAAUCAACUUGGUGGAAGUGAAAGAGCUACUCCAAAGGGUGUGCUCAAACUUAUGAAAGUUGAAGGGUUGACCAUAUACCAUGUAAAAAGCCACCUGCAGAAAUACAGAACGGCAAGGUAUAGACCAGACUCAUCAGAAGGAUCAGCAGAGAAAAAAAAGACUGCUAUUGAAGAGAUAUCAUCUUUAGACCUGAAAACGGGUAUUGAUAUCACUGAAGCAUUGCGCCUACAAAUGGAAGUUCAGAAGCAAUUGCAUGAACAACUUGAGAUUCAGAGAAAUCUACAAUUGCGAAUAGAAGAACAAGGGAGGUAUCUUCAGAUGAUGUUCGAGAAACAGUACAAAGCGAAUAAUGAUGAGUUCAAGGGCUCGUCCUCCAACCCACAAGAACCCUCUACUGCAUUAUCGGAUACAAUGCAACAGCAAUCCUCUACUCAAAACAGAGUGGAUGCCCUAAAGGUUUGUGCUGAAACAGGAAAUGACAGCAUUGAUACCAGUGCUAUAGCAGAAGCAAGCUACAAGAAACUGGGUGUGAAGCAAAAAGCGCCUGAAACCCACAGUUGUGAGGAUCUAGAACCAGAUGGCAUUGAUGAUAUAACUAUUCCAUCUGCUAUUCCAUCCACAAAGCGUGCAAUAGCAGAUGAUACAACUAUUCCAUCUGCUAAACCAACAUCGGACAGACAAGCCAAUACUGCUGAUAUUCCAGCUCCUAAAGAUACAGUAAGCAUGAGUACUGAGGAUCUGAGUAAUGGUUAAUAAGUGAAAAGUACUUUGUUGACUGCUACAAGGAGUUUUGGACACCAUACCUCUUUGCCUCUCCUUUUGGGAUUGGACAAUGGUAUACACUCGUGAUGGUCAAUAAAAGUUGUAUUUUUUUUUUUUCUGAAUUUUGUCUAAUACGCUUGUCAACUUGUUUGUGCCCCCGCUCUGGCGGGGCAAAGGUAUGCCAAACAAAGGGAGCUACUGUGUAAGGGACUUCUAUUAACUCUUAAGAGCCAAAACCUUGGUUAUAUCUAGAAAAAACUUGCUAACACAAUCUGUAAUACUACAAAGUUGUUCCAUUUUUCAUA
Messenger RNA from Nelumbo nucifera (sacred lotus), 2132 nucleotides. Lineage: Eukaryota; Viridiplantae; Streptophyta; Magnoliopsida; Proteales; Nelumbonaceae. The record is from RefSeq and is a predicted model, not a curated record.